This is a messenger RNA of Amborella trichopoda, 2122 nucleotides long. RefSeq names its product AAA-type ATPase family protein (gene SKD1). Lineage: Eukaryota; Viridiplantae; Streptophyta; Magnoliopsida; Amborellales; Amborellaceae. Gene Ontology annotation, biological process: endosomal transport; vacuole organization. Gene Ontology annotation, molecular function: ATP hydrolysis activity; ATP binding. The record is from RefSeq and is a predicted model, not a curated record.
UUUUUGGUUGAAAUUUCCUUAUUAUCUAAACAAGACAUGUCGGUCUUUCAGAGAGAGAAAGUUAAAGAGAAGGUUCAUCACAAACUUGUUCUGCUCCAACGCGUGCGUAGACAGCAAUUUUGACGAGGGGAUUGGUUGCUGGUGGUGCUCUCGCUCUCUCUCUAAAACUCUUUCUCUCUCAAAAAAUCACUAAGUCCUUAAUCAAAUCCCCGUUCUUUUUCUCAGAUCGAAUGCCGCAUACCUAAGAAAUCCCCCAUAUAGUAGAGGCUUCUGAAGAUCAAAAGGUUUUUGAAGAAAAACCAACCUAAAAAGCACGGUUAAAUUGCAGGAGCUGGCUAAGUUUUUCCCGAUUUUCGAAGAAGCCCAGCCCUAGAAAAAAAAGGGAAAAAAAGAAAAGAGAGGAUUUGACCAUCUGAUUAGGGUUCCAGUGUUGGUCUCUUUUAGAUAUUGAAAUAAUUGGACUUAUAAAGGGAUAAUUGAAUAUAGAGAGAGAAUUAUAGCAUCUAGGUCAGCAAAAUUUGGAGCUUUUCUCUCUCUAUGCAAGCCGUUGAUCCCAAAAGAUGUAUAGCAAUUUCAAGGAGCAGGCCAUUGAAUAUGUGAAGCAAGCUGUACAGGAGGAUAAUGCAGGGAAUUAUGCCAAGGCCUUUAGCCUUUACAUGAAUGCCUUGGAGUAUUUCAAGACGCAUUUGAAAUAUGAGAAGAACCCUAAGAUCAAAGAGGCGAUAACCCAAAAAUUUACGGAGUAUUUGAGGAGAGCGGAGGAGAUUCGAGCUGUUUUAGAUGAAGGAGGAGGUUCAGGGCCUGCAAAUAAUGGAGAUGCAGCUGUUGCUACAAAGGCUAAGACAAAGCCAAAGGAUGGAGAGGGAGGAGAUGGAGAGGACCCUGAGCAGGCGAAAUUGAGGGCUGGCCUCAAUUCUGCGAUUAUUAGGGAGAAGCCCAACGUGAAGUGGAGUGAUGUUGCAGGGCUUGAAAGUGCAAAGCAAGCAUUACAAGAGGCUGUUAUCCUUCCUGUCAAGUUUCCUCAGUUCUUUACAGGUAAAAGAAGGCCAUGGAGGGCUUUCCUUUUAUAUGGUCCGCCUGGAACUGGAAAAUCAUACUUGGCAAAGGCUGUUGCGACAGAGGCAGAAUCUACCUUUUUCAGUGUCUCUUCAUCAGACCUUGUUUCAAAGUGGAUGGGUGAAAGUGAGAAGCUCGUUUCAAAUCUUUUCCAAAUGGCACGAGAAAGUGCACCGUCUAUUAUCUUUGUGGAUGAGAUAGAUUCCUUGUGUGGUCAGCGUGGGGAAGGCAACGAGAGUGAAGCCUCUCGAAGGAUCAAAACAGAACUUCUAGUACAAAUGCAGGGUGUAGGGAACAAUGAUCAGAAAGUUCUCGUUCUUGCUGCAACCAAUACCCCAUAUGCUCUGGAUCAGGCCAUACGUCGAAGAUUUGAUAAGAGAAUUUACAUUCCUCUUCCUGAUGUCAAAGCUAGGCAACACAUGUUCAAGGUUCAUCUCGGAGACACCCCUAAUAACUUAACAGAAAUUGACUUUGAGAAUUUGGCACGUCGGACAGAGGGAUUUUCAGGUUCAGAUAUCUCCGUUUGUGUAAAGGACGUUCUUUUUGAACCCGUUCGUAAAACCCAAGAUGCCAUGUUUUUCGUAAAAAGUGCGAGCGACAUGUGGAUGCCAUGUGGACCAAAGCAACCUGGAGCCGUGCAGACGACCAUGCAGGAACUUGCAGCUAAAGGCCUUGCUUCCCUGAUUCUUCCACCACCAAUCACAAAGACAGACUUUGACAAAGUGCUUGCGAGGCAGAGACCCACGGUCAGCAAAACUGAUCUUGAAGUGCACGAGAGAUUCACAAAGGAAUUUGGGGAAGAGGGAUAGUGGACUGUCUUGUAUUUAUUUUAAGUGUCAAUUGCAAAAUAUUGUGAGUUCAGCUGUGCAAAGUCUCUCUGAACAAGGUUGGUUUAUAGGUCGACGAUGAGAGAGACGAAUUGAUUUUCUUAAAUGGGUUUAUCGAAAAGCAUUAGAGAUUCAAGGACUUUGUCGUGACACCCACCUUGAUUACCUAUGCUUUUGACAUGUAUUUGUGUGAAGAUUGGGUAUUUGGAGAAAAUAGAAAAAUUACUGAACUUCAGAAA